Messenger RNA from Mus musculus (house mouse), 1384 nucleotides. RefSeq names its product histocompatibility 2, M region locus 10.5 (gene H2-M10.5). Gene Ontology annotation, cellular component: lumenal side of endoplasmic reticulum membrane; phagocytic vesicle membrane; membrane. The transcript has 6 exons. The coding region runs from base 1 to 993 and encodes 330 amino acids. The record is from RefSeq and is marked validated. NCBI's taxonomy places the organism in Eukaryota, Metazoa, Chordata, Mammalia, Rodentia, Muridae.
AUGAGGAACCCUGGAUGCUGCACACUCCUCCUCCUCUUGGUGGCCAUGGACCUGAUCCAGUAUUGUGCAGGCUCACACUGGCUGCAGACUUUCAACGCUGUGAUUUUGGAGCCUGGCAUGGUUAAUUCCCGGUUCGUCCACAUUGGCUAUGUAGACUCUAUAGAGUAUCAGAGAUAUGACAGCAAAGAACCAAUUGCAGUUUUGCUACCUCGGGUUGCAUGGAUGGAGCAGGUGCCAAUGACAUAUUGGACCAGUGAGACAGCAAGCGUUGCGGAAUUGUCACAGCUAGACAGACGAAUUCUUCACUUCAUGGUGAACAAAAAUGAACAAAGAAUGGACGAUUAUCACACCCUGCAGGAAGUGUAUGGCUGCAAUGUGGCUAAUGAUGGGAGCUUCCUCGGCGGUCACUUCCGGCUCACCUACUAUGGCUAUGAUGACUUAUACCUGAAUGAGAACCUGAGCUCCUGGAUUGCACAUGGAAACGCAGCUGAAUAUGUGAAGAGCAGGUGGGACGGUGAAGGUGAUGCAGAAAGGUGGAAGACUUACCUGCAAGGAGUGUGCGUGGAAAGGCUUCUUAGAUACAUGGUCCUUGGAAAGGAAGCAUUGCUGCGCUCCGAUGCCCCCCGAACACAUGUGACCCACCAUGUAAGACCUGAAGGGAAUGUCACCCUGAGGUGCUGGGCCCUGGGCUUCUACCCAGCUGACAUAACCAUGACUUGGAAGAGGGAUGGGAACAACCACACCCAAGACAUGGAGCUGCCAGACACCAGGCCUGCAGGGGAUGGAACCUUCCAGAAGUGGGCAGCUGUGGUGGUUCCUUCUGGAGAAGAGCUGAGAUACACAUGUCAUGUGCACCAUAAAGGGUUACCUGAGCCUCUCAAGCUGAAAUGGGAGCCUCCACACACCAUCCCCAUCAUAGCAAUUCUCAUCGGCCUGGUUCUUGGAACUUUGGUGGUGGGAACUGUGGUCAUUUUUCUGGUGUGGAAGAAAUAAAGUAUGAGAUGCAAUCUUCUGUGACUUCAAAAGCUCCUGACUUUUCUUUCAAUGGCUGACACCUGUGUCCAGGUCUCUGUCUCCUGUCAGGAGAGGCAGGUCUGGGAGACUGACAUCAGAAACUGACCUUCAGUUUCCAGUGAGCUGUAAAUUUAUUUCUCCAAGUUUAACAAGAGGAUUUUGUUAAUUUCUUAUUGUUUGACUUCUUCUCAUGGUGUAUUUAAUGAGUAAACCCAAUCAAAGCAAGACGAAUAACAUAGCAAAUCUGUCUUGAGAAGUUGAAAUCCAUUCAUUGGGUCUUCUCUAUCUUUUUCUGAGUGCCAUUCUUUCUCUUCAACCUCAUAUUUAAAUCUGUUCAUUUCUCUUCCCAAUAAACUUGAAAUUUGAUUCA